GUUAGGUGUUUACAACCUAACUUGACCGACUAGUGCGACAUUGAACUGUCAUCAUGUGGAUAGGUUAUGUCUCUAAAAAAUUCGAUUAUUUAAUUUUAACAUAACUUCGUCUUUAUUUCUGUGUUUACCUUCCAUGAGAUUUACGCUCAAACAAUGACAGACGAACGAAAUUUUCGCUCGUCAUAUUAUGAAAAGGUUGGUUUUCGCAGCGUCGAAGAAAAAAAGUCGUUGGAAAUAUUAUUGAAAGAGCGUCCCUUCGAUAAAGCGAAAUUAAAACAGUUUUGCCUGAGAUUCACUGUACCUGCUAUGCACAGAAAUUUUUUAUGGAAGGUAUUACUCGAUGUUAUACCGGUUUAUGUAGAUAGCCAUGAAUUUAUAAUGACUCAACGUACGGCAGAAUUUCAAGAUUUACAGAAAGCACUGAAAGUUGCAAAAAUCAUAGAUGAUUAUACAAAACCUCACUUAGUAUUUCUAGCAAUGUGGCUAUUACGUACAAGAAGAGCAAAAGUUGACAUGACUGCACAGUUGGAAUCACCAUUACACAGAGCGAUGGGGAAAAUGGCUGAAACACUGUGGCAUGUAAUUGAUGUUGAAUCUGAACAGGAAAAAUUGGUAGAUAUGUACUGGAUACUAUGUGGACUAUUUGUACAGGUUGAAAAAUUACAAAAGGAAGUGGGAAGAUUACAGGAAUGUACACACGUGUUAUUAGAAAGAGAAGAUGUGGAGUUAUAUAAACAUCUUAUUAAAAUAGAUACGCUUUAUAAUCUUCCAUAUGACACAUGGUUCUAUUCAUGUUUUGCUGGCACAAUAUGUGAUGGAUCUAUUGCUAAGAUAUGGGAUAAAAUAACAGUUGGUGCAUAUCGAAUUUUAGUUUUUGUGGCUGUGGUUACAUUAACCACCUUAAGGCGACUAUUAUUAAGGUGUGAAAGUAUAGAUAAUGUAUUGGAUACCAUUAAUAAUAUAACAGAAGAGACAUCAGAAGUGAUAGUCAAUAAAGCUAUUGAAUCAAUGCAACAAAGUGGAACAAGUCAACUAGUUGACACCUAUUUUACAAAGCACAGUUAGUGUUGUACAAAAAUGCAUUGUGAUUGAUAUAUACUAAAUUGUAAAAUUAUCGGCAUUAAGACUGCUUAUGAUUUUCCUAAGCUAUAUUUAAUUUAAUUUUACGAAUAUCUAUUUUCCAGUUUUGUUAAAUAAAUAUUAAAAUUACUCAUUGGUAUAUACAUAUAUACGUUUACAGGAAUAUACGUAUUGCAAUAUUUAAA
Odontomachus brunneus is the source of this 1265-nucleotide messenger RNA. It is a transcript of the gene TBC1d7, whose product is annotated as TBC1 domain family member 7. Gene Ontology annotation, molecular function: GTPase activator activity. The record is from RefSeq and is a predicted model, not a curated record. Lineage: Eukaryota; Metazoa; Arthropoda; Insecta; Hymenoptera; Formicidae. Gene Ontology annotation, biological process: negative regulation of TOR signaling; activation of GTPase activity. The transcript has 5 exons. Bases 154 to 1065 code for a protein of 303 amino acids.